Messenger RNA from Bolinopsis microptera, 1346 nucleotides. RefSeq lists its product as uncharacterized. The transcript has 9 exons. NCBI's taxonomy places the organism in Eukaryota, Metazoa, Ctenophora, Tentaculata, Lobata, Bolinopsidae. The record is from RefSeq and is a predicted model, not a curated record. The coding region runs from base 96 to 917 and encodes 273 amino acids.
UUUACAUGUCAAGUUUCUACUUCUGUUUUAUGAUAAUCUGGUCUUAGUCUGAGGACUCUGUUGCUCAAUUGUUAUAGAAAACUUUGUAUUCAGUGAUGAGCAUUGCACGCUUCCUGGCUAUUGCAACCUUUGCAGGGCUGGUCUGGGUGGUACCUGCUGACGAAAAGUUUAUAAACUGUGACAUUCUCACGAACCGUAAUAACAUAGAUACUGAGUUGGGGUACAUAGACCUGGCUGGAGAGGUUGCUACGAUACCCGAGGAACUAACUGAGGAGAUGAGUAUGAUCCAUGUCCGAUGUAAAAAAGACAGCCAAACGUUCACCAACAAAAUCAGGCUUCUCUCCUAUAUUGACGAAAGUAUUAUUGACACGAAGAACGGAAGUGCACAAAACAACUUUAUAGCAGUGACCUGUUCAGGAGGUUCACUGAGUCCCAGUAUCCUGACCUCCCAAACAACCUGGUGUGGUACAGGAUGUCCCCUCCUCCCCACGGAUCCGUCUACGAACUGGAAAGUGAUUUAUCCACUACCUCUUCUUUCCACUCAAGAAACAGAUGCUCCAGUUCUCCAGAACGCAGAGCUUGCUAUCAGUCUCACAUGCAGAACUGGUUCUGCAAAGGCUAACGAAGGAACAAGUGUGACAUUAACAAAAUGCUCUGACUCUGGUUACACUCCGGACCUAGGCCAGCUCAUAUCUUGUGUUCAUGGAUGUACUGACCUCCCUGCAAUAGGAAAUGUCUCCGCUGCUCCCUCUCCAUCCACCGUGACAGGAGCUGCUCCGUACAACAUUGGUGAUAUAGUGGUGAUGAAAUGUGAAAAGUCGGGGUAUAACCUCCUAACCUCAGCCCAGAUCACGUGUUUAUCAACACAGCGCUGGAGUGAUCCCAGGGUGCCGCUAUGUUUGCCGCUUUCUGCUUGAUUACAUCUUCACAAAACAUAUUCAGACUGAUUCCCUCCAGGUGCCGCUAUGUUUGCCGCUUUCUGCUUGAUUACAUCUUCACAAAACAUAUUCAGACUGAUUCCCUCCAGGUGCCGCUAUGUUUGCCGCUAGCUGUCAGCUCGGGCUAUCAGACGAGUCACCUCCUACAGCUGAUCCUAGUAGUUGUAGCCUGGCUCCCACAAUGGCAGAUUUAAAAGAUUAAAGAUGUUUUUGGAUACUAUUAUAUUGAGUAUAUUAAUUUAUAUUGAUUAUAUUAAUGACAGUUACUGAUUUAGACAGACAUUAAAUUGUUAAAUUUUAUAAUUUGACAGCGGUGUGGCAUGUAAGAGUUAUAAUAGUUUCAAUUGUAUAACCAUUAUACUUCUCGAAGUAUGAUGAUGUAUUUUUAAUGUUUAAUUUUGAAGUUGC